Molecule: messenger RNA, 1268 nt
Organism: Gasterosteus aculeatus aculeatus (three-spined stickleback)
Lineage: Eukaryota; Metazoa; Chordata; Actinopteri; Perciformes; Gasterosteidae
Gene: rfesd
Product: Rieske (Fe-S) domain containing
Molecular function (GO): 2 iron, 2 sulfur cluster binding
Source: RefSeq, a predicted model, not a curated record
AUAGAGAUGGGCCCACCUUACCACACAAGCCGAGCUGUCAGCAGUACAGUUAUCCAACUUCACAGAGGAGACAUUGCUGCUAAGAGUUUCAAGUAUUGGCUUUCUAAGCAUCAUUUCACAGGGCCAUGGAGGAGAAGAUGCCGCCAACGGGAGUGCCUCAUUUUGUGGGGAAGAAGGAAGAACUGAUUGAAGCAAAGCGCUCAUUCAGAACACUAGAGGGUCGGGACAUACUGAUCAUCCACCACCAGAGCGUCUUCUAUGCUGUUGACUCGUACUGCUAUCAUGCUGGGGGACAACUGCAGAAUGGAGACAUUGAGGAAAUUGCUGGCAAGCUGUGCAUAAUUUGUCCGAACCACAAGUACAAGAUCUCUCUUGCAGAAGGGGAGGGCCUGUACAAGGCCAGGGACCCCACGGAAGAAAAGCCUGUGCGCAGAUGGUACUCCAAAGGCGUGAAGCAGCGGAUCCACACUGUCACUGAGAGCAACGGGGAUGUCUAUGUCAUGCUCUCCCAGUGCUCAAACUGGAUCGAGUCAGACUUCUUCCAGGGAGAGAAGGGCAAGGUGGAAAGGGCCAAAGCCGCAGCAGCCGAGAAGAAAACAUAAUACUGUACCGGUGUUGAGAAAAUGAAAUCAAAACAAUCAUAGUAGUUGGAAACAUACGUUUUUGGUUCAUUUAGAUUCUCUGAUUCUCUGUUUUUGAAUUGGGGAGCGGCAUGAGGUAGCUAAAUGCAAAUCCAUACACGAGUAUCCCUCUGCAUUUUAAUUUGAAUCAUUUAUUAUGCAUACAGCGAAUUCAUUAGUAAGAUUUAAAAGAAAGGUUCAGUGGAAAAUUGUUUAAAUGUAAAGAUCCUACCACACUUUUUGUAACAUAUCGCUUUCACUCCCUCAGAUAACCUCAGAAAAUGUUUGUAUAACAGGUCAUAGAUUUCAGCAGGUAUUUAUGUUCCUUUUCAAUUUGCAAAAUAUUUUCUUGAGCAACUGUGAAAGAGAAAAAAAAAGAAGAAAACCCUUUUGAGGGCACCAAGCAGCGACAAUACUGGAGGUUGUUGAAAAGUGUGUUGACAUUCGCUGAGAGGAACUGUUUCCCUCUCCUGAUCCCACGAGGUCAUUCUGCACAGAAAGCCUCCAAGAUACCUUCCAUUUUAACUUUACUUACAAAAAUGCUGUUUUUUACAAUUCACACAAUGUAUCUUGAUAGCCUCUUUGUUGGACUCUCCCUGUCUGGACAUUUGAAAACAAAUAAAAAAACCUUAUCAUUUCUAAUUUAAA